Molecule: messenger RNA, 2568 nt
Organism: Mizuhopecten yessoensis (Yesso scallop)
Lineage: Eukaryota; Metazoa; Mollusca; Bivalvia; Pectinida; Pectinidae
Exons: 4
Coding region: 1-2568 (855 amino acids)
Biological process (GO): DNA recombination; DNA integration
Molecular function (GO): DNA binding
Source: RefSeq, a predicted model, not a curated record
AUGUGGACGAACAAAUCAGACAACUGGACUGCCAACAACAAUAAAAUAGGAGCAGUUCAUGAAGACAGGAUUUCCAAAAUCAGCAAACUGUUCACAGCGUUCGACUUUCAAUGGAAAGAAAUCACAUCAGGCAGUUGGGCCCUAGGGGUUGUGUCCAAGGGUCUCUGCAUCCCGCUUCUUCGGGAUCCACCUCUGGCGCGAGAGCCUAUCUUUUUCCCUUCUCCUUCCGAUCCGGGAAAGGUGGAGGCUCUCAGGUCAGAGGUUCAGGCCAUGAUCGCGAAGGGCGCGAUCGAGGAACUUUCACCGGACCAGUGGUCUCCAGGGUUUUACUCCCGGGUCUUCCUCGUGAAGAAGAAGUCCGGUGCCUGGAGGCCUAUUAUCGACCUCAGUACGUUCAACACGUAUGUCGAUUCCCCGCACUUCCAGAUGGAAACGCCACGGCGCAUCAUUGCGUCAGUGCGUCCAGGGAUGUGGGCUACGUCCAUCGAUCUGAAGGAUGCUUACUUUCACAUCCCGGUCAGGAGGUCGGCCAGGAAGUUCCUCAGGUUCACUUUCGAGCAGAAGGUUUACCAGUUUCGCGCUAUGCCCUUCGGCCUCACUACGGCCCCCUUGGUUUUCACCAAGUUGUUGCAGGUAGUAGUGGGGCACCUCCACAGUCUCGGGGUAGAUGCACACAUCUACUUCGACGACUCCCUGUUGCUCCAAGUGGAUCCAGUUAUCCUGUCCCGGAGCACGAGGUCGGUUCUGGGCGUUCUGUGCCGCCUAGGGUUCAUCCCUUCCAGGGAGAAGUCGGAGGUUCUCCCCUCUCAAGAUUUUGUUUUCCUCGGUUAUCGGUUCAGAACCGAUCUGGGGUUUGUCCUUCCACCAGUGUCCAAGUUCGAGAAGGCCUCUCUGUUGGUCUCCGUUCUGGUCGGUGUGGAGCGAAUUCAGGUCCGAUGGUUCCUUCGGUUCCUCGGUUACCUGAAUUCAUUGGCGGAUGUGGUUCCCUUGGGUCGGCUUCACAUCCGUCCGCUCCAGCUGUUCCUUCUGUCAGUUUGGUCUCCGGCGUCUCGACAGUGGGAUGUGUACAUUCCUCUGCCGGAGUCGGUGAAGGAAUCAGCUCGUUGGUGGACUCUCAAGAGCAAUGUCUUGGCAGGAGUUCCUCUGGUUCGGGCAUCUCCUGCUAUGACCCUUUACACCGACGCGUCCAUGACCGGUUGGGGUGCAUACCUUUCCGGUCAGACGUCGGCGGGGGUGUGGUCAGGGGAACAGCUUUCAGAACACAUCAAUGUUCUGGAAAUGCGUGCUGUUCUGUUGGCCCUUCGGGGUCUUCGACCCUCCCUGCAGGGCAAGGCCAUUUGUCUGGCGACAGACAACUCCACUGUGGUGGCUUAUCUGCAGCGCCAGGGGGGCACCCGUUCCCCGGCUCUGUGUGCUUUAUCCACCCAGGUCCUGUUGCUGUGUCAGGAGAUCAGUCUCGAUCUCACGGUGAGGCACCUUCCAGGUCGUCUGAAUGUUCUGGCCGACACUCUGUCUCGGUCUCGGAGCCCGGUUCUCACCGAAUGGACCCUCAAGCGUUCGGUGUUCCGGUCUCUUUGCCUGGUUUGGGACAGACCCCAUGUGGAUCUGUUCGCCACGGCCCUGAACUUUCGGCUCCCUACGUUUGUGUCUCCGGUUCCAGACCCUAUGGCCUUGGCGGUGGAUGCUCUAUCCCAGGACUGGUCGGGAAUGUACGCGUAUGCGUUUCCUCCCUUCAAUCUGGUGGGCAGGGGGUUGGAGAAGAUUCUUCUACACCCUUGUACUGUGUUGCUGGUUGCACCGCUCUGGCCUCGACAACCUUGGUUUCCUCUGUUGCUUCGGCUGUCGGUGGACUUCCCACGCGGCAUCCCACCCCUGUGGGAUCUGCUGUCUCAACCGAGGUCCCGGCAGUUCUACUCGGGACCAGAGCGGCUCCACCUUCACGGUUGGAUGCUUUCUCGGGAAGGCUCACUCAGACGGGCUUUUCUCGAGAUGUUGCCACUCGCAUCGCAGGAUCACUUAGACCUUCGUCUUCCGCCGUCUACCAAUUUCGAUGGUCCGCCUUCGGUGAUUGCUAAGAACCAGGUUCCCGGUUUCACCCCAGGGCUUGUGGUUAUCCCUUCUUUGGCUUCAACUCUGGAUGGGGAUUGUCCUGAUCGCCUGCUCUGCCCAGUUCGGGCCUUGCGUUACUACUUGGCCAGAACAGAGGGGGGGGCGGGACACUCGUCUCGGCUGUUCCAGUCUCUCCAGCCCGGUCGCUCUGAUAUCUCUGCAGCGACCAUCUCACGCUGGAUUGUUCAGACUGUUCGAGCUGCGUAUGAGUCGGCAGGGGAUCAGUCCUUGCGGGUGUCAGGGGUUAGGGCUCAUGAGGUUCGCGCUUUAGCUACUUCGUGGGCCUUAUUUAAUGGUUCUUCUUACGCUGAGGUCAUGACAGCUGCUGUUUGGAGGGGUCAUUCUACGUUUACGGAGUUCUAUCUCCGAUCUUUGUCGGGACAGUCUGACGGAUUGUAUUCUUUGGGCCCUCUUGUGGCUGCCCAGUCCGUUGUCUGUCCUCCCUCUUCUUUUGCAUAA